GGACAAGGAGCCUUGUAGUAGAGGGUGGGACAAGGCUCCUCCUCCCUCUCAACCAACCAGGACAAGUUCCGGGAAGGAGGGUAGCAUAUAAUUUGCCUCUUCACAGAGGGAGACAUUAGCAGGGGAAGGACUGCUUGCCUGCUGACCUCUCCUGGCCCAAGGAGAAAGGCCUGAGGUAAUUUGACCAUGCCUCCAAGUGGUGAGAUUGGACCCCAGUAGAUGCACUUGGGAGGACUUUGUUAGGAAGGUGUUGUUUGGAGUUUUGUUUGUUUGAUAGACUUUUGCUGCCAGUCUAGCUGAAGCUGGGCAAGAGUAAUUUAAAGGACCCAGCUAAGAGAAGACACUUAGGGGUGCAGCCUGCUACAAGCUCCUUUUCAUAAGAUGAUGAUACUAUCUCCCUAGACAUAGGUCGGCCUCUACACUAUAUCACCUCCAGCAUUGUCCUGUUUGAGUGGCAUAGGAGGCUCAGCAAACAAGAGAGAGAAGAACAUUUCCUGGGCUAUUUAACAUGGAUUGGUUAAUAGUGUGAGAAUAACAGUGAAAGCCAGAAGCUACUGAGUUUCAUCCCAGCUGACUUUCUCCGUGUCUUUUGAGCAAUUUCUUUGGCCAAAAUUUUCAUAGGUGGUUGCCUAGUGUUAGGCACCUAAAUAAAGGGCCUUAAUUUUCAGAGAUGCUAAGCAACCACAUCUCCAGCUGACUUUUGUACCAGUGGUGGGUGCUCAACACCUCAGCAAAUCAGGCCGUUUAUUUAGGCAUCCAAGUUUUAAAAUGCUAGACUUAACCAUAGUGCCUCAGUUUCUCCACUUGCAUGCUAGGAGUAACAUUACUGACCUCCCUCACAAAGGUGUUGUAAGGAGGAGUUAAUAUUUCUUUUUAAAGAGAAGUGCUCAGUGAAUGUAUAAUUCCAAACUGGGCUAUUAGGCAUGAGUAAAGAGUCCAUUCAGGUCAGAUCCAGCUCCCACUUUCCAAAGGGAACCCAGGGCACAACAUUAGUGUCAUGGAACCAAGAGGUUGUCACACUGAUGCAGGCCCUAAAGCAGCCAGGUUUGAAAAACUGCUUAUUACGUGAGCACUGCCUGUCCUGUGCACUCAGGGAGGCAGGGGUCCUUGAUAACAAUAGCACGUGAUCAUGUAGUUAAAAACUGUGUCCUACUACAUAUGCCCCAGGGGACUGAAUUAAGGUGGCAUGGUCAACCUUAAUUUUGGCCCCUCCCAACUUCUGAGUGCUUGACUUUGCAACCUUAUUAAUGUUUGGGGGAUUUUCUCCACCAACUAUUUAUUAUUUAGGAAGUCUUAACAUGUUUACAUAAUGUUCUUUUAAUGUAGUUUUUGUAUAUGUAUACACAAUGUUUAUAUACAAUUCAUUUUAUAUAAUAGAAUGAAAUUAAUUGAAUGAAAAAGUUGAAACAAAAUGUUUUUACUUUAUCAAAACAUUUCAACAUUAUAAAAACAAAAACAACAAAGUCAAAACAAUUCACUUGGGCUUUCUCCCAUCAAAAUGUUUAUCAUAAUCAACAUGUUCCCUUGAAGUGUUUUGUUUCAGCUACAUUUUCUGAUUGAAAAAUUUUUGAGGAAACUUUCCCCAUCCACUCUAUUCAGACCCUUUUAGAAUAUUGGGUGCACCUACAGUUAAACCUGUGGAAAGAGAGUAGAGUACAGAUCCAUGCAAAUGUACAAAUGAGUUUUUUCUGGCUCAUCACGGCAAUUUAAACCACAUUGUACAGCUAACGUUUACCCUAAAGAAGUUUUUCCAAUAUUGCUUCUCCAAAGGGGCAACAGCUGCUGGACAACAGUUGAGAUUAGUCCCAAGCAGGUCCUGUUAGUUUGGGAAGUGACAGGAACUGAGUUUGAGCCCCAGGGAUACUAUAACUUUUUUUUAAAAAUAUCAUAAAAUGUUGAUGUCAAAUGAUUUUUAAGGGUCUCGUGGGAACCCCUGGCUUAAAUGCCUUCAAAUUUGGACUAGUAACUCUAGCCUAGACCUCUAUGAGGCCCCGUAAUUUUCAAGACAAUCUGAAUAAACAUAUGGACUUUAGAGCACUUAGAAAAAUGGGCUAGACGGUAAAGUUGUCUCAGCCUUACAGUGGUGUUACAUCGUGCUAUAAUCCAGGACUUCUGUCUCCAGCAGAAGCUAAUUCAUCACUGCUGAAUUCACUUUUAAAAAAGAAAAACGUAAGAUAGUGUUUCAGCAUUAGCUAUCCAUAUAGGAACUGGGGUAGGCUAAAGAGAUCAAUGCACUUUAAACACUAUAGGAGUCAAUGUAUUAUGUAGGGACAAGUCCUGUGGAAUUGUACAGGAAGUAUGUGCUCAUGUACAUACAUAUGUAGAGAAACUGUCAUUUAAAACCUGCUUCUCCCACCCUCCCACCUGCUGGAACGGGCUUGUAUUAAAUAUUAACAAACUUUGUCCAUCAGUUCCCUGGGCCUCUUUUAACAACAGACUUAUUACAACAGCUUUUCUCCCUCCCACAUUGCUUUUGUCAGCAUUGCCAAUUCUGAAACCUAAGAUUGUUUUUCCUGUAACUCUGCCUGCACUGCCUUAUUGCUUCUCUUGCUGUGCAGUUGCUCUCUACCUUUCUCACUCUCUCACUGGGACCAUUGAUGCUACCUAUCUGCCUUUGGCCAUUGUAGGCAGCUUGUACUGCUACUCACAAUUGCCCAAUGAAAAUAUAUUAAAGGGGAGGGAGAAGAGCGAAACAAAAAUACAAAGCCAGAGAGAGCCCCUGUAGUAGGAGUGGAAGACAGAAGAGCAGGUGGAAGGGGUGAUGAGCAUGGCCAGUAAGUCCAGAGAUUUGCCUCGAGUUACCUUCCAGGCUCCAGAGAAGCCUGGGGAGGAAUCAUCCCACAAGAAACUGGGCAAGCUAACAGUUAAGUACAACCGCAAAGACCUUCAACGCUGGCUAGACCUGGAGGAAUGGAUUGAUGCCCAGUUGCAGGAGCUGUACCAAUACCAGCUGCAGGAGGAAGCAGACGCAGCAACCCCUGAACCAGAAAUUGACAUUGAAGAUCUUCUAGAGGUCUCCAACGAGGAACAGAAAUCAAAACUACAGGAAAUUCUUCAUGAGUGUUCCAGACCUACAGAGGACUUCAUUACGGAACUGCUCAGUCGACUGCAAGGUCUCAGGAAAAUCCCUCAAAGGAAAUGAUCCUAUCCAUCAUGAGAGACACCCCCCUUCCAUCCUGUAUCGCUCACAUGGAAGCGGGCGUCUCCCCAGGACAGAGAAUCAGAUUCACAUGGGAAGAUCAUUUUACAGUUUUUCUAGGACUUGGUGUUCUGAGAAGCAUCUUAGAUGUUUUUAGCAUCACAUUCCAGCUUCAUGUUCACAGGGAGGGGCUUGUGUGUAUCUUGCUGAUAUUUAAAGAGCUGUUACGUUAAGGGAGAGGGCAGAUCCCCUUUUCUUUUUCAUUCAUUUUCUUUUUGAAGGAACCUCUCCUUUGGCUGAGGCUUGGACAUAGCUCCCUUUGGAGUCAUUCAGGGCUGCUCCUGCUGCCCAGUGACAGAAGGGAGAAAGAAGGCAUUGGCUGUUAUCCACCCUUCACCAGGGACAGGGAGGUGCUAGUCCACUGUUCCCAGCCCCUGCCUGUGAACAGACCUCCUGGCUCUAGGCCAGCACAUGGACAAAGGGUCACUUCUUAUAUUUUUCUAGUCACUGUUUUUAUUAAUCAUCCCACCCUGUUGGAAAGCUGGGCAGAAAAUACACUCCCUGGAGCUUUUCCUUCCAUCCUACUAUAUAUCCCACAGGUUGAUUAAUAUUUGUAGGCCAUACAACUUUUUAAUGCGCUAGCAGCACCUCAAACAAAUACGAGGACCUGCAAUGGAUUUUUAAGGGACUGUCCAGCUGCCUGUGUAAGGGCAUUUUGAAAGAUGCUCAAUUUGUAUAUUAAAAUGCAAAGAAACCCAGA
Trachemys scripta elegans is the source of this 3899-nucleotide messenger RNA. It is a transcript of the gene PPP1R14D, whose product is annotated as protein phosphatase 1 regulatory inhibitor subunit 14D. NCBI's taxonomy places the organism in Eukaryota, Metazoa, Chordata, Testudines, Emydidae. The transcript is spliced from 4 exons. Gene Ontology annotation, cellular component: cytoplasm. Gene Ontology annotation, molecular function: protein serine/threonine phosphatase inhibitor activity. The record is from RefSeq and is a predicted model, not a curated record. Gene Ontology annotation, biological process: regulation of phosphorylation. The coding region runs from base 2762 to 3142 and encodes 126 amino acids.